AUGUUACUAUUUGGAAAGCAGGGCAAUAGUCUCGACGAGCUUCUCAACCGACCACGCCCAUCAGCCUGGCAGCAGUUUAUGAAGCAGCCAUGCAUCUUUCUCGCAUGCAAGCUUUACACUUGGCAGAGACAAAUUGCUGCCCAACCAGUGAAAGACCCCGUCUCAGUUGUCUGCAUCUCCGAUACCCAUAACUGCCAACCUUCUCUCCCAGAGGGCGACAUUCUUAUCCACGCAGGGGACCUGACUCAAUCAGGGUCAUUGAAAGAACUGCAGGCAAACAUUGGACUGGUUACGUGCACAGCCACAUGCAACGAAGAUACUGAGGACAAACCUCCUAGCUGGGGAGAUAUAAUCUAUCUCCAAGACUCAGAAGUGCCCAUCACCUGUAACAAUGGCCGCCUUCUCAAAGUCUACGGCAGCCCCUACUCACCACAUCACGGUAACUGGGCCUUCCAGUAUCCUCGCUGCAAAGUGCAGCUCGUGAGGAAUUUCCUUCGGCCUGCCACCGAAGCUAAGUGCCUCCUUGUGAACGCAUCGAUCGUGGGUGGUCUUCGAGAUCACGAGCGCCGACAGCCUGUCAAGCUGUUCAUUUAG
Molecule: messenger RNA, 594 nt
Organism: Aspergillus bombycis
Lineage: Eukaryota; Fungi; Ascomycota; Eurotiomycetes; Eurotiales; Aspergillaceae
Product: phosphoesterase
Exons: 3
Coding region: 1-594 (197 amino acids)
Source: RefSeq, a predicted model, not a curated record